AGAUAUUCAAUUAAAGAAUAUAAUAAACAUGGAGAAUCUCAAAGUGCACCUAUUGAACAGAUUCCUGGAAUGAGAGAUGAAUUGAAAGAUGUUCUUAAAAAUUACAGAAGAGAGGAUAUUUUUUUUAAUUUUGAGGAUUCAGGUCUUUAUUGGAAGAUGGAAUCAACAGUCCCCAUCAGGCUUAAAGUUAAAUAA
This is a messenger RNA of Entrophospora candida, 195 nucleotides long. NCBI's taxonomy places the organism in Eukaryota, Fungi, Glomeromycota, Glomeromycetes, Entrophosporales, Entrophosporaceae. The record is from the annotation of a GenBank genome assembly.